Messenger RNA from Staurois parvus, 618 nucleotides. Lineage: Eukaryota; Metazoa; Chordata; Amphibia; Anura; Ranidae. The record is from the annotation of a GenBank genome assembly.
AUGUCUCAUCUGAUUAUUCAUCAAAGAUCACACACUGGGGAAAAACCAUACGAAUGUGAAAACUGUGGAAAGUGCUUUGCUAGGAAGUCCUCUUUGGUAAUUCAUGAGCGGAUCCACAGUGGGGAAAGGCCAUACAACUGCACACAUUGUGGAAAGAGUUUUACCAGUAGUGCAACCCUGUCCACGCACAUCCGCAUCCACACUGGAGAGAGACCAUACGUCUGUUGGGAAUGUGGGAAGAGUUUUACCAGUAACUCAUCCCUUUUCAUCCAUAACCGCACCCACACUGGGGAGAAGCCAUAUAUAUCUUUGGUCAUACACAAGAGGUCUCACACCGGAGAGAAGCCAUUUACCUGUGAGGAGUGUGGCAAGAGCUUUGCUGAUAACUCCCGACUGAAUGUCCACCAGAGAUCACAUACUGGAGAACGCCCAUAUGCUUGUACUAAGUGUGAUAAGAGGUUUGCCUACAACCGGGAUCUGGUGCGACACCAAACUACUCACACUGGAGAGAGGCCAUAUGCUUGUUCUGAGUGUGGAAAGAGGUUCACCCGCAAAUCCCAUCUUACCACUCACCUAAAGAUCCACUCAAGAGUAAAGCUAGUCAUAUCAUCGGAAUAG